Messenger RNA from Gilbertella persicaria, 1829 nucleotides. RefSeq names its product POT family-domain-containing protein. The record is from RefSeq and is a predicted model, not a curated record. Lineage: Eukaryota; Fungi; Mucoromycota; Mucoromycetes; Mucorales; Choanephoraceae. Gene Ontology annotation, molecular function: dipeptide transmembrane transporter activity; tripeptide transmembrane transporter activity. The coding region runs from base 32 to 1771 and encodes 579 amino acids. Gene Ontology annotation, biological process: transmembrane transport; oligopeptide transport. The transcript has 6 exons. Gene Ontology annotation, cellular component: fungal-type vacuole; plasma membrane.
UUUUUUUUUUUUUACUUUCCCUCUUUAUACAAUGCUUAAAGAAGAAGACAAGAAGUUUGAAGCAAACUUUAACGUCACAACGCAGGUUGAGUUUGAGGCCAAUGACAAGGAAGAAAAGUAUCAAAACACAAGCAAUUUGCGUCGUGUAGCUGAAGGUGUUCCUAUUGCUGCCUGGUUUAUUAUCAUUAACGAAUUCUGUGAACGCUUCGCAUAUUACGGUGGCUCUACUCCUUUCCAAAACUAUGUUCAAAACGGUCCCAUGGACGAUCCUGCUGGUCAAUUGAACAGGGGCCAAUCUACUGCUACAGCAUUGCAAAACUUUUUCACUUUUUUUUGUUACUUUACCCCCAUGCUUGGUGCUAUUGUAGCUGAUCAAUAUAUCGGCCGUUAUUGGACUAUUAUUAUUUUUUCCAUUAUUUAUAUGGUUGGAUGGUUAAUCUUGACUACCACUUCUAUUCCUGUUGCUCUUGAAAGCGGUGCUGGUUUCCCAGGCUACAUUGUUUCUCUUGUUGUUAUCGGCUUUGGUACUGGUGGUAUCAAGGGUAUUGUUUCCCCUCUUUGUGCAGAUCAAUACAGAAGAACCGAGAAUUAUGUCAAAGAACUCAAAUCUGGUGAAUUGGUCAUGGUAGAUUAUGACCUUAGUAUCCAACAUCUGUAUAACUGGUUUUAUUGGGCGAUCAAUGUCGGCUCACUUUUAGGUGGUAUCAUUUGUCCUCUUCUUGAGAACCAUGUAGGCUUCUAUGCUGCUUUCUUGUUGCCUACAUGUAUGUUUGCAAUUGCCAUUAUAGUAUUUAUUGCAGGUACCAAGCUCUACUAUAAGCCAGCUGCUACUACUUCUGUCAUUUUGAAAGCUUGGGAUGUUAUCCGAUUCGCUAAUAAGCAAGCUAAACUGCCCGAGAACAAGGAAGCCCGCAAGCAAUGCAAGGAUGUUUUGGAUUUUGCCAAACGCGAUUCCGAACUUCCAGCUGUCAGCGAAUGGACUAAUGAAGCUGACCAAGCUGCUUCCAAGUGGGACGAUACCUUUGUCGAUGAAUUGAAACAAGCCGUCAUGGCCUGUAAAAUUUUUGUUCCCCUUUCAAUCUAUUGGGUAUGCUACAACAAUUUGUCAAACAACUUAAUUUCUCAAGCUGGUGUUAUGGCCAGACCUGAUUCUCUUCCUAACGAUAUCAUGAACAACUUUGAUCCUAUCGCCUUGAUUAUCUUUAUUCCCAUCACUGAUAUGUUGUUCUACCCCAUGUUGAGACGUUUCAAGAUCCAAUUUGCUUCUCAAAUGCGUAUCACUGUCGGUUUCUUUUUGGGCUGUCUUUCCAUGGUUUAUGCCGCUGUUGUUCAAUACUAUAUUUACAAGGAUCCUUUGUUUAUCAGCUCUGGUGGAGAAGCUUCUAAUGUCUCUGUCUUCAUUCAGAUUCCUUGUUACUUCUUGAUUGCCUUUUCCGAAAUUUUUGCCUCUAUUACAUCCAUGGAAUAUGCUUACACUCACGCUCCCAAGUCCAUGAAAUCACUCGUGUCUGCUCUUUCUUUAUGGCCCAACUGUGUUGCUGCCUUGAUUUCACUUGCUAUCUCUCCUUCUGCACACGAUCCUAACAUGGUCUGGGUGUACACUGGUGUGGCAUGCGGUUCUUUUGUUGUUGGUUGUCUUUACUAUUACUUGUUUGCUCACUAUGACACGUUGGAUGAAGAAUACAGAAUCAAGAAGCUUUUGGAACAAGAUAAUAUGGUUCCUGAAGUUAUUGCUGAAGCUGAAGCCGAAGCAUUGGAAAAGCUUCAUUAAUUGUACUAUAUUUUUUCUUGUAUUUUAUUAAUAUAUAAUUUAUAUCAUUGAACCUACU